Hippocampus zosterae (dwarf seahorse) is the source of this 3012-nucleotide messenger RNA. It is a transcript of the gene notchl, whose product is annotated as notch receptor, like. Bases 294 to 2672 code for a protein of 792 amino acids. The record is from RefSeq and is a predicted model, not a curated record. Gene Ontology annotation, biological process: multicellular organism development; cell differentiation; Notch signaling pathway. Gene Ontology annotation, cellular component: membrane. Gene Ontology annotation, molecular function: protein binding. NCBI's taxonomy places the organism in Eukaryota, Metazoa, Chordata, Actinopteri, Syngnathiformes, Syngnathidae. The transcript has 12 exons.
GCACUUCCUGUAGUAGACAUACUAUAUCCGGUUACCGGUACUUGAUUUGCAGUUGGAAGUAACCAUUUUGUACAGAAUCCUUACUUGGACAAACUACUCUGCAGUGGCAGGAAGUCGUCCAGAUAUCCGCAAGAGCCUCCGGGAAACAACAAAAAUGAAAAGGUCUGGUGAACAAACUGAAGCGGGUGUUGCUUUGAGAAGAAGGUGCUGCUGCUGCUGUCAGCCCUAUGAGCUGUUAGAAGCGUAACACUGGAUUGGUAAAAAGUUGUAGUAAGCAGCUGGAUGUGUUGAAGAUGACGUGGACUCUGCACAUUUCCAUUCUCCUAGGACUGAGCUGCACAAGACAAGUGAUGUCCAGCGACCCAUGGGGGCAGUGUCCCGCCAGCAGAAAGUGUAAAGAGAAAUUUGGAGAUGGGUCAUGUGACAGAGAGUGCAUGGAGCCUGAGUGUCUCCGAGAUGGAAUGGAUUGCCUCAAGGACAGGGGACAUUGCAAUCCAGGCCACAUUCCGUAUUGCCGCAACCACUAUGCCAACUCUCAGUGCGACAAGGGCUGUGACAGCGCCGCCUGCGGGUGGGAUGGUGGUGACUGCUACACUCAUCAGAGCGCCCUGUGGGCCAAGGGCACCCUGGUGGUGCACGCUGCCAUUCCGCAUAAGGGGGCUGGCUCCACCUUUGCCAACACAUCGCUGCUGUGGGCACUCAGCAUCCUGCUGCGGACACCACUGGUGCUGAGGGGCUCUGCGCCACUCGCCGCAAACAGGAACUUGUUCGAUUUCGAUCCCCAGCAGCUUGUUGAUCUGCUAGCUCAGACAUCAGCAGGUGAUGCUAAUGGUUCCCUGAUUUUUCUCCAAGUGGACAACCGUCCAUGUUCCCGCCAGCCCUCUACCUGUUUCCCUCAUGCCACCGAGGCGGCUAGCUUCAUGAGGGCAGUCAUAUUGCGGAAAACUGUAGCUUAUCCGGCUCUGCCGGACCUGAAGGCCGUCAUCGCCAUCCGAGGUGUCCAGGAUGAAAUAGGAAGCCGAGACGAGCAGGAAGGGGAGGGGACCAGAAAACAGAAUGUCAAAGAGCCGACGCCUGCGUGGCUGUGGGCUGUAGUUGCCAUAGCCAUGGGCCUGCUGCUGGCCCUGGCUCUGGUGGUCUUCCUGGUGGUGAGGCGUGUGAGGCGGCAGAGAGAAGGGAGUGGUCACAGAGCAAGAGGCCAGCGGGUGAGCCAUCGCUCCACCACCACAGAUGGCAACCCCAAGGCCUGGACGGCAACCGCCACCCAGCAGGAGGCCAAGGGGAGGCUGGCCCGGGAGAAGGACAAAGACAAAGACAAGACAGGCCUAAGAAAGAAGAAGAAAGCCAAGGAGACUGAAAAGAAGAGGAGGAGGGAACCUCUGGGAGAGGACGCUAUGAGAAUGAGGCCUCUCAAAAGAGACCAGGACAUGGCUAGUGACACAGACUUCACGCAGAGCUCCUUGGAGGACGUGAGGACGGUUGGACGCCAAGAGGACAACAAACACUACAGGGCGGGAGGAUCACAGCCUCGUAGACCACCACCAGCUUCCUCCCUAGGCUGGGACCGGAACGGUAUGCCUCCCCCUCUGCUCAGUCCACCUCAGCAGUCUGCUGAGUGGUGUGGCCCGGAUGGUUCUGUGGUCUUGAUCCGUGCGGUGCGCAGUGGACUAGAUCGAGUGGUUCUUGAGCUGCUCAGAGCUGGAGUGUCUGUCAACAACACGGAUCAUACUGGGAGGUCGGCCCUGCACUGGGCGUGCUCAGUGAACCAUCUCUCCCUGACCAGGACGCUCAUUCGUUAUGGUGCUGCUGUGGACAUGCAAGAUAAUAAGGGUGAGACGCCGCUUUUCCUGUCGGCCUUCUAUGGUUGCUACGACACCGCCAGACUCCUGCUCCUCCACGGUGCCAACUUGGAGCUCCACGACCGGAGGGGUCGCCGCCCCGUAGACGUGGCCAGGGAAGGUUUGCACCACCAAGUCCUGGAGCUCCUGCUGGCCCACCAGAUUCAGAGGGGGCCCACCACCAUGGAUGCAGCCAGCGACAUGCUGUGGGAGGAGCGGGCGCUUAUGUACUCUCCAUGGGUCGGGACACAAGGACGGAGUGCAUCCUUUUCAGGGAUUGUGCCACAUCGGGAUAUGACACCACCGCCACAGAGUAACUGGUCCAUGGGCAGUGUCCAAUACCCAUCCCCUCAAAACUGGCGACCACAGCUCAACCAAUCAGCGACCGCUCUGGUGCCCCCGAGAGUCAUGGGCCGCUCCCCUCGGCCCAUCAGCACGUUGCAAGAGGUCACCUCGGAGGAUGAGGACCGAGAGAGGCUACAGGAAGCCCCCAGAGCAGUGACGCCUCACUUCCUAUCACCGCAGCCCGCUCCCCGGCAGCGUUCCUUCUCGUGUACCCAGCAUGCAUUGCAGCGCCGCUCCAGCUCUCACCAGUUGGAACCCAAUUACGUGAUUGUGACUGAACGGACAGCCAAUGAGCACAUAGAACGAGUGAUCGUGUCCCCUCCGCCGGAACCCGCGAACCAGUCGGAUCACCAGACACUCGUGAAUGGCGGAAGCAACGACGGUAGCAGCGUAAUAGAGCAAGCUAAUGUUAGCGCUUCAGGAUCGGAGCCCAAAUCUCGGGGAGAGAGGUCAAAUAAUGCCAAUGAUGCCACACAAACGGCCUUGUAGAAAGGAGCAAACAGACCCAUUGAACAAUAUGCAAAUAAAGUGAACUCCUGUUUAUCGCAGUGGAUACAGCUCCAGCACGGGGUGCAAAUAUUGAACUGCAAUACAGCAGGCGUUCACUGUAAGGACGAUACUUCCUUUGCAAAGUCCAUGCAGUGGCGUAGUGUGGGGGAGGGGGGGGGAGUAUUUUGUCAUCUCACCUCAGUGCCAUGAUGGGCCCAAAGACAAAAAUUUCUCCCAAAUUAUUCGCCUCCAUUGGUCUUGUAUAACUCAUUUGUUGGUCUUAAUCAUAUUUCAUCCAUUAUGCAUUGAUCGUUAUAUUAAACAUAUUUGCACAAAAUGA